UUUAUGAAACUAUAUAUGAGAAAAUUCACUCAUCAAGAAGAAAAAUUACACACAAAAAAAAAUCACAGUGUUUUGAAAAAUAACAUGGUGUAUUGGUCGUAUCCGCCGACGAGUAGGGAAAUUGCUUUAACCGCCGCCGUGUUUGCUAUCGGUGCUUCAUUGUUCGGCGCCGGAGCUUAUCUCUCGUUCGUUAACGUUGCUCCACAGCAGGCUCGUGCGAAAGAACGCAGUGAAGCCAUGAGGAAUUAUCUCAGAAAGCGCUUCGGUGAUUGAUUUAUGCAUCGGUCUUAACUUAAGUGAAGUGGAUUGUGAUGAUUUGUGAAUAAUUGAAGUAAUGAUUUGAUAACCUAACUGAAGAGAGAAGAGAAUAGAGGUUUGUGUACACAAGAAUAUGAAUUUGGCCAUCUGUUGAAGGAUUGUUCUAUUUUUGUUUCUGUGAUUUGUUUUAGUUAACUUUAGGAUAUUUUGGUGGACAUGUAAUGUAACCACAUACCAGUAGGGUAUUGUUUCAUAUCCUGAAAACUACAAGUAUUUCUUGGUUUAUACUUCAAAUAAGAUUAGAAAGAUUGAUGGCACUCUUACAAGUUUAUGUCGCGGCUAGUAAGGUUUUUUUUUCCUU
Molecule: messenger RNA, 619 nt
Organism: Medicago truncatula (barrel medic)
Lineage: Eukaryota; Viridiplantae; Streptophyta; Magnoliopsida; Fabales; Fabaceae
Exons: 2
Coding region: 4-273 (89 amino acids)
Source: RefSeq, a predicted model, not a curated record